Messenger RNA from Peronospora farinosa, 3690 nucleotides. The record is from the annotation of a GenBank genome assembly. NCBI's taxonomy places the organism in Eukaryota, Oomycota, Peronosporomycetes, Peronosporales, Peronosporaceae.
AUGACGGUGCGGAUCGCGCAACCAGACGCUGAUCAUAUGCAGGAUUACCUCAUCAACUGGAACGCCGGGCCUUUGGGCGUAGUGCUGCGACCCGAUUUGGGCGUCGACAUGCCCCCUGUCGUGUCGCAGUUGCUGCCACAGCCUUCCUUGCUCAAGAUGGCAGGUGUACGAGAGGGGGAUUUGCUUAUUAGCGUCGAUGGCAAGAAAACGACACGUCUUGGGUACGAGAAAGUUGUACGUCUGCUCUUUCAGGAGCGACUGCCUAUGGUGCUGCAUUUCCGCUCACCGCUACAAGAGCGACCGCGUGGUGUCUCAAGGGCUGUAGCUGAGGACCCCGUGCGUUCUCGUGCUCGUACCACCAGUUCUGCGCGCUCUCAGACGUUGCCCAGUCGACCACGUGGUCGCUCUGACGUGAUGCAGCAGAUUGAACAGAAACGGAAAUCAAACGAGCAAAACUUGAGCAUUGAAAGCAACGGGUCGUCGACAUUGACGAAGAGCAAAAAGAAAACGAGUAAACAACCGAAACACGGAGUCAAGACGGAAGCAGAAGAAAAACGGUUACGCAAACAAUACAGCGUUGUAUGGGAACGUGGCUCUUUGGGCAUUUCGUUCCGUGCCUACAGCUCCAAGGUAAAUGUCCCAUGUGUGGACUUUAUUAGUGCCAAUCGAGGUCAAGGACGUGGAAUGGAUCUUGUCUGUGUCAAUGACGUGCUUAUUGCUAUUAACGGGGAAAAAACCAAAGCACUUGGCGUCGAGAAGGUGCUGAGAUGGCUACAUGUCGUGGAAAAGCCAGUGGUUCUAAGGUUCCAUGCAUCUUCGAACCGGGUAACGGAUCCAGUGGGAGAAUUGCUGCCACAUUUAGCAGAUGAAGAAGAUACUUCGGCACGUAUAAGACGACCGACAAUGCCACAAACUCAACCCGAGUUUGAACCGAUGCCACGGCCACCGCGUCGUAAUAAUAGUGUAGAUCAAGGCAUGCGGAGGAUGGAACGAGGUAAUGUGAAUGACAGGGAGAACAAACUACAUUUGCCAGUGUCGCAACAUUUUUCGAGAGACAGAGCCACGUACAAGCAGCAGAGUAACGAACAGGAGUUAUCGUAUCAAUUUGGAGGAUCCAAUAGUAAAGUAAAAGAGCGACGCUACACGACCAGCUCGAUGAAUGUCUACGCACGAGGUCGAGUUCGGUCGUAUGGAGAUGGCGCAACGGGAGAUUUCUGUCGUGAGCUGCCGACGAGCGUAGACGAACCCAUCAGCAUCUCACACCGUCGUCAACAGCAUAAGGACUCUUCUCGCUUCAACCAGCUGGAUCAGGGCCAAUUGUUAUCCGUGAAAUCGGCUUCAUGUGACGAUUUUCGACGUCAGUUUCAGUUGAAAAGCAAGUCUUCACAACCACAAAUCACGGCAUCUGCGCGCCCACGAGUAGUGUCACGUGAUAGCCAAGUCAGCAACAUGUCUCGAUUGAGUUUUGAUGAGGCCGCUGAUGUUGUCGCCCGAGCUACAGGGCGGCCCGUGGAAGAAUGCGAGUUUGGGGGAAUACCAGUGCUUGAUAUAAGGGAAGGAACAGUCCAGUCAAAGCUGAUGUAUAUUUACGCAAAGGCAUGCUUGGCGAAGCAGGUCGACAAAUCUACAUCAAAAGAAUUUCAGCCGGCUCACGCUCCUGGUCAUCCUCUAGGUCGAAAGACGCAUUCCAAAUAUUUGUCGUACACUAUUUUUCAGGACGAUGCUGUGGCUUCGAACCACGCACCUAGUCCAGGGAACGGCUGCACCAGCAACGAAAGUGUGGUAGAGCAGGAGGAAGAGUACAAAGUCGAAGAUAUUAACAAUAGCGUUGAAACCAAGAUUGCAGAUGUGCCCGAACACAGAUCGGAUGAGAGGUUUGCAAAGAUGCAAGAAGACAUUUCCAUCCCGCCGCCGUCGGUUGCUACUCAGUAUGUAUCUUUGGUGGGCCCUGCUUCUUUGGUCAGCAGUGAUACCACCUCCGAUGUGCUUCCUGCCCCAGAACCCGUGACUGACGAUUUCAUUUCACUAAAGGAUUUUGUCGUGGAGGGCGGAAAUCUGACCGAGCGUUGUACUACGGCGAGUCUUAACAGCACUGCGACGCCGGCGCAAUUAAUGGAUGGUUGUGAUGAGAGCGAGAAGGCACUGGAGGAUGAAGCAGAUCUCAUCAAUACAAAUGAAGAGGUUAUUGUGGAAACUACCGGUGAAGCUAGCGGUGAAGCUGUAGGAGAUAAUAUGGAGUUGGCAGAGCCGAAGGAGGCUAGUUGUGAUGACAGCAAACGAGUAGACCCAGUUAUGGAUGAGAACCAGGAGGUGGAGAAACCUAAGAUGAUGGUUGUGUUGGAAGAAGAGUGCUCCUAUACGAACAAGUACGAGCACGCUGACGAUCACAUGGAUGCAGAAGUCGAGAAUGCUGAGGAGGAUGAUGGCGUUGCCGGUACUGACAGCAUCAAUGAGCGAGACUUGGCUGUGCAUGUAGAGAAUCUUCCGGCGAUCAACAAUACAAAUGAAGAGGCUAGCGGUGAAGUUAGCGGUGAAGCUAGCGGUGAAGCUAGCGGUGAAGCUGUAGGAGAUAAUAUGGAGUUGGUAGAGCCAAAGGAGGCUACUUGUGAUGACAGCAAACGAGUAGACCCAGUUAUGGAUGAGAACCAGGAGGUGGAGAAACCUAAGAUGAUGGUUGUGUUGGAAGAAGAGUGCUCCUAUAAGAACGAGCACGAGCACGCUGACGAUCACAUGGAUGCAGAAGUCGAGAAUGCUGAUGAGGAUGAUGGCGUUGCCGGUAUUGACAGCAUCAGUGAGCGAGACUUGGCUGCAAGCGUGGCUUCUCUUGACGAUCUGCUUGAUUUUCCAUUUAAAAAUGGCAACCACGAUAAAGAAGAGUCUGACGAGUUUGCUGGCGGUGAUGACGAUGAGGAGAAGAACGAGGAGAUAAUCGCAGAUGAUAAGAAAAAUAUGGACACGUCGUUGGGUAUGAAGUUAGACCAGGUCCAAGAGGAGGAGGUUGGCGAUACGGAUGACCACGGAGACCAAAAUUUUCAUGAGGAGCAUCAGCAUGACAAGGAGAACGAAGAGGUCGAAGAAAAAGAAGAAUACGACGAAAUUGAGGAUGGCGCAUUGUCCAACCCGCUUGUGAACGAACGCUUCCGUAAUAUCCCGGAUAUUUGGGAGGUCAUCAAGGACAAACCUGUGCUUGUGGUGCUGAUAAAAGAAAGCAUGCUUGACGAGAUCCAGGAGAUCCUUCAAAGUCUGCAAAUGGAGUUACACUUUGAGCGUCACUCCACCACGGCAGUUGGCUCAAGUCCGCUGCGUCUUUCGCAGCUAGAUCGUGAUACUGAGGGCCAGCACUGCUACCGUUGUGGAGCCACUGGUGAGCUCGCGGAGCUAAACGUUGCGAGUGAACAGAGUGAGCUAUACUGCCAAGAGUGCUGGGAGCUGUUUUUCUUCAGCGAGGACUGCCAAUCACCCGUGAUAAGAACCAGCAAGACCCUAGCGCCGUCAGAGCUUGGUCGACUUACCACCGAAGAGGAUGCACUAGACGAAGCACUCAAGUACAGUUUCCACGACAGCUCCGUUACACGUGAGGACAUAGCCCACCCAUGGCGAUACCUGCAAGGCAGUAGCUCCACGUCGUCAUCUAUGUGUGACUCUAACGCCUCGAGUAUGACAGAACAGGAAGACGAAGUCUGGCUUUAG